This is a messenger RNA of Musa acuminata subsp. malaccensis (wild Malaysian banana), 828 nucleotides long. Its product is annotated as caltractin. Gene Ontology annotation, cellular component: centrosome; centriole. Lineage: Eukaryota; Viridiplantae; Streptophyta; Magnoliopsida; Zingiberales; Musaceae. Gene Ontology annotation, biological process: mitotic cell cycle; centriole replication. Gene Ontology annotation, molecular function: calcium ion binding. The record is from RefSeq and is a predicted model, not a curated record.
UUCCAUUUCUCGUCCCCAAAUCGGGAGGUGGAAAGGGCGAAACCAUCUCAGACGCAAUGGCAAGUCUUAACUCUAGGAUGGGUUCCAGGAGGGAAAAACCUAGAUCUCGCCAUCAUGGAUUGAACCAACAGAAGAGGCAGGAGAUCAAGGAGGUGUUUGACCUUUUCGAUACCGAUCAAUCUGGCAGCCUUGACGCGAAGGAGUUGAAUGUCGCCAUGAGGGCACUGGGGUUUGAAAUGACAGAAGAGGAUAUCAAUCGUUUGAUGACUGAAAUAGACAAAGAUCGAAAUGGAGCGAUUGAUUUCGAGGAAUUUCUUCACAUGAUGACAGCCAAGAUUGGAGAAAGGGACAGCAAAGAAGAACUUACGAGAGCUUUUCGCAUUCUUGACCAGGAUAACAAUGGGAGAAUUUCUGAUGUUGAUAUCCAGCGAGUUGCUAAUGAUUUGGGUGAGAAAUUUACACUUAGCGAGAUAAGAGAGAUGAUAGAAGCAGCAGACCUUAAUGGUGAUGGAGAAGUCGAUGCCGAGGAAUUUAUGAGGAUUAUGAAAAGGACAAGCUAUGGUUAUUAGACUAUUCUGUUGUGAAGUUUUUGAAUCUACCUUAUGGUUGUCCAACUGAAUCAGUCCUUGGGUUGAAGUUUGCAGAGUAACACUAAUCUAGAAUUCUGGGGUAUAAACAUACCGUGAACAUAUUAAUGCUGGUUGUAGAUACACCUGCUGUGUUUGAUGUCGCUCUUUGUGUCCUCAUGUAUCUGGUCAGUAUUUGGAUGUGUAGUAUUUGCAGUUGGAAAGGACAUUCCAUCUAAUUAGGCCAUAUUUUCACUAUGAA